AUGAGCGAGCUCUUAUUGGUACGCUGCGCCUCUACAGGAAUAUGCCAACAUCCGAGUUGCCAACAUGCAGCUCCGAACAUCCCCGUUGUGACCUUGACCUAUCCUGUUUCUCUUCUUCACGGCUUUACUCACCUUGAGCACAGCGUAGUUUCUCGAAAUACUCGCCUGUAGCACUUGCUUCUUCUCAAAUUACUACGGAGAGCUUCAAAGUCCGACCUUGCGAAAUAUGCGGCGCAUCUUGUAUCUGGUCGGGUUCGCCUUGUUCUCUUCCGCAUAUCGUGUAGAAGACCCUGACUCCCCUCUCCGAAUAUGUCCCUUGCCGAGGUGUGACUGCCCCUCGAUUGAAAGGACUACUGCUCCCGCUGUUGGCAUCGCACUCGAAAUUGGCUAUGGGCAUGUUUAUCCUAUUAACCUCUGAUGUCAUUCCAUACACUAACAGGCCAUUUACUCUUUUAGUACAGCAUCAGUUAAAUACAACAACGGCACAAUCACACCCAUCGCUAAGAUAAGGGGUUCUUCACAAUAUGUUGAGCUCAUAAGGCACCUAGCAACUAGCCCUAUCCAGCGCAUGUCUGACGGUUCGCGGCUCCCCCCAGGUGUGGACGAGCAUGACAUUAGUACCAGAAAGAUUUGGAUUUGGUACAAAAUCAAGUGUUGGGUCCGCAAACUCUUGUUUCUACCUGCCACGCGAGAGAUAGGAGUCCUAGCAGACAUGGUCUGGCAGUUGCAUCAGGAAGCCGAAGCUGUUCUCGGAAAACGAGUAAAGGGAGUAGCAGCCUCGUCUCCCGACAGAGUCCGUCUCACGAGAUAUGAAAUCAAGGAUAUACUAGACUAUCUUUGGCUGGAAGACCUCGUCGGAGACAGGAAGAAAGUCUUUUUUGACCAAUUGUUCUCCAUGGCAGCCGCAACUGCUGGCUACUCCGAUGGUCUAUGUCCCAGUUAUACUGACGCCUAUAAAUGCGAGAAAGAGGAACACCAACUUCCCAGUCGAUGGAUCCUUCAAUUAGACUUCAGUCAUCAAAGUCUUAGUGGAGCAAUGGAUCUGAAAGGCACCGCAAGGCACCUCUGGGCCGACGCUGAAUUUGUAGAUUUUGCUUUAGGGGCAGAUCAUCGUCCACACGAAGACGACAGUGCAGAACAAGAGUACUGGGACAAGCUCGAGGCUCGGAUCCGGGAGUUCGUCGAAUCAAAUCACCGUCCGGAGAAGCUGUAUCUAACAGGGGAAGACGCAACAGAGCCACGCUUCCUAGAGGUGGUUAGGAACGCCCUUGCGGACCUUACUUCGCCGCCUGUCCUGGAGGUUCUCAAUCAUACCGUGUCAAUAGGUUCUGCUGAUAUUUUCCAGUUCGCGACCUCUAUGGGUGCAGCUGAGUUCGCGAAAAGGAGGCAGGAAGGCAUGGCAAACUGUCUUCUCCCAGAGCAGUGCCGAGGGAAAGCCCCUGAACGUAACACGGAGCUAUGAGAGACGCAAGAGCUGUAUGAGACAGGAAAGGUGUUUCGACAAUAAAGAAUUGUAGAAAAUAAUAUACUGCAAUUGAAUGGCAGAUUGUAUAACGUGUAUAAGUUCGUUUCUUUUCUACCCAACUCUAGUGCAAGAGGUGAAGUCGGACGAAGCCUGAUCGAAACCUUGGGAACUAUGUGGUUGCUAUCAAGGCAUGUCAGGGGCACAUCUUGACUAGAACAGAGUCUCUUUGUGUUAUUAUAACAGGCUAUACAAAUCAAAUAAAGCUAGUCUUAAGUGUUACAAAUGACAUGCACCUUUCCCUUUGA
Messenger RNA from Xylaria bambusicola, 1770 nucleotides. RefSeq lists its product as uncharacterized. Lineage: Eukaryota; Fungi; Ascomycota; Sordariomycetes; Xylariales; Xylariaceae. The transcript has a single exon. The record is from RefSeq and is a predicted model, not a curated record. The coding region runs from base 569 to 1462 and encodes 297 amino acids.